CGGUCCACCCAGGGAGUCUAUCUCACACUUCCUGAGAAGGUUGAAGCACGUUUACUUCACGCUGGCCGAACCGCUCACCCUUGAACACUACAAGUCACAGUUUGACGAGGAGGACCCUUUCGACGCUGAAGACAUGGAGAAGCUGAGCGACUCCGAAACCUUCGAUUUCGAGUCCAUGCCACUUCCUCGGGUGGUUGGACAGGUUGGUGAUGAAGAGGAAGGUGGCCCUCGGAGAUAUAGCACGUCCCUUGCCGGUUUGAAGCGUGUGUWUCGGGGCGAACWAGUCGASGACCAAUCGUCUGAUGACGGGGAGGAAGAGAGAGACUAUGAUCACGAACCUUGUGACAGGCUCCCUGUGGACCAUGACAUCUGGCAGAAUGACAGACUCUACUUCUUCGGCAAGCAUCACCGGUUCACGUUGGAGGAUGUCUGGGGACACAACGUUGUCUGGCACCCGAGGAUAUUCCAACCUGCUGUGAGGAAUGGAAUAUGGGUCAUGGCGAUAAAGGAGGCCGAUGGCAAGUGGAGUGGACUCAAGAGACUGGGAGCGGCUGCAUUUAAGAGAAAGGCAAGAACUGCUCUGGUGGAGCAUUUGAGUCUCAUGAACCCGGAGAGGAAUGAUCUGGACGUUGAUGCGUAUGCAGAACAAAAGCUACAUGAGUUGUACGCCAACAACAUGUUGGAGUUUCGAGCGUUUUUCUACGCACUCGAAACGGCACCGUCUCGUGGCAUUGACUGGCGCAUGCCGCAACCUCCGCCGACCGGUCAGCAUCCGGGAGAGGGUGGUGGAGGAGACGAAGGAGACGGCAGAGGUGGCGGAGGAUACGGCUCACAGUUUGCCGGAAAGGGGACGGGCGAGACAUCGUCGGUAGAGAAGGCGUCCGUCGGAAAGGGGUCGGGCGGAAAGGGGUCGGGCGGGAAGGGGUCGGGCGGAAAGGGGUUGGGCGGAAAGCGUAAGACGUCCGGGACUCUCCAGUAUAUGGAAACUGACCCCCACUGCGUAGGGAGUCGAGAUUCCGACAUGCGAGACGAGGCUACCCUGAUGUCUGAUCAAGUGCGAGUAGAUUUGCACUUGUAUGCGAGGAGUUUGUUUUCCGUUGCCCAGGAGAGUCCAUCCCGCCGAUCGCAGCAGAGGUCUCCUGUGCUCAACACCUUGCUCCUGAAAGAGGGCGCGUCUUCGUUUUGCCUGGAGGGCGGGAUGCCUGCAUUGCGAAAGAGUGAAGGUGCGACCUCCGGUUCCCUCGGCUCAGGCGACCGCCACAAACUCCGAAUACAUUCGGAUUUGCUGACGUCGCCGUCCGCCAUAAGUGCUCCUCACGCAACAACUGGAGACUGGCGGUGUCGCGACGUGUUGGAGGGGCCCGCUCAAGGAAUGUUGGAGACCGGGGGUAGCGAGAACGAACGUCACACUCCUGGGGAAGACGAGCGCUCUCCGGGAACGCGUGCUGUACAUCGGGAAGAGAAGACUCAACGCUGGCAGUCUCGCAAAGUGUUAAAGACCGGGGGUAGCGAGUGUGAACGUCAUGCUUCGGAGGGUGCAUCCGUAGACACUGACAGCGAGAGUGCAGGAGCUCUGGGGGAAACGCAUGCUGUACAGCGGGGAGAGGAGACUCGACACGGGCCGGCUUGUGAAGACGUGAAGUGGCUCCACGCACGAGCGUUGGUGAUCGGGACGUCUGAAGAGGUUCUGCACAGUCGCUCAGCUGUGGCCAUGACGCGAGAGGGUGUUGUUAAGGGAGGUCAGUGGACGUCCGUGCAAGCUCCCGUUCUUGGCGACGAUGAAGACGGAGAAGAACCUGCGGUGAAAGCUCGGGUUCAUGGCGAUGAGAAAGGCGGAGAACUUGUGGUGGAAGGCGGCGAGGUGACUGUCGACAUCCGGACGGAUCCACAGCGGAAAGAUGGUGAUUCUUCGCCCAUCCGUUCCGGUGAAGAACAGGGUAGUCGAGCGUCUGUCCUGAGCACUGCUCGGGGAAUGGUGCUUCAUGAAGCCAUACAGUUGGGUAACGACUCGGCAGCCACCGAGAUGGUUAGCGACUCAGGCGCGGCCGAGAUGCAGAACGUUGAGGUGGCCGUCAGCAUCAAGAUGGAUCUAGAGCGGAAAGAUCAUGAUUCUCCAUCCACCCGUUGCGGUGCCGAGCAGGGUGAUCGAGCAUCUGUCCUCAACACCGGUUGGGAAAUGGUGCUUCAUGAAGUCAUCGACUUGCCAAGCGACUCAGCUGCCACCGAGCUGGUUAGCGACACAUCCGUGGCCGAGGUCCAGAACCUCGAAUCGUCCGUGGACGUGGACACUGUGGCGCGAUAGGAGGGCGAGUUCCCUCAAAGGGCUCCCGAGCACGGUAAGC
Messenger RNA from Chara braunii, 2342 nucleotides. Lineage: Eukaryota; Viridiplantae; Streptophyta; Charophyceae; Charales; Characeae. The record is from the annotation of a GenBank genome assembly.